GUUAAACAUCCUGCUUUGUCAUUAUUCUGUGUAAACAUUUACACUAUUAUAAUGUUACCUCUUGUCAACUCAACAACUCAAAGUGUUAUGCUGGACUGUAAACAACCUAGUAUACAUUUGUAAAAGAAUUGAAGCGGAGGAAACAGCUCAGAUGCUCAGCGAGGCCAUCAAUACAGGAGACAAAGCUGAGGCCAUCCGAUGUGUAGAGCAGCUGCUUAUUCUGAAAGUGCCUGUGUGCAUGCGGCUUACUCAGGAGGCGUAUUCCCAAGCCUGCUUAAGGUUGAGAGUUGGUGUUGAAGAUGCACAGUCUGAUGCCUACAUCACAAUGCUGGUGACUCCUGGCAUGACGAUCUCAGAACUGAAACAGAAGAUUAGCCAAGACUAUGGCUUCCACCCUUCAGUACAGUGCUGGAUCAUAGGGAAGCGUUUUGCUAAAGAUGAAGACACACUGUUUAGCCACAACGUGACCAGUGACGACGAUCAGGCAUUUCUCUUCAUUAGGUCCUCCCAUUCUGUCAGCCUGAGCCGAGAACAGCAGAAACAAGAGGAGCAGGACAGGAAGAUAGGCGGUAUUAUUGAGAACAUAGAGGUUCUCAGUAGAGGUACAGCAGAACCAGGAGCUCGAUGCAAACAACCUCAAGGGUCUCCUGUACGAAAACCUUGCCCAGUACCUCCCCCCAAACCAGUGGUAGGAUGGUCUUGUUCGCAGUGCACAUAUAGGAACAAACCAACACGACCAGGGUGUGCAAUGUGCAGUGCUGAGAGACCAGAAAACUAUAAAAUACCAGAUAUAUACAAACCAGAUGAAGAGGAAGCACGUAGACUUCAGCGAGAAGAGCUGGCCAGUCUUCAGUAUGAACAGUCCAUCAUAGAGGAGCGAGAGAAGAAUUUCCUCACUCUGAUAGAGACAGACAAUCAGGACCUGGUUAGGAACUCAGAGGAGUUUUCCUGCCCCGUCUGCUGCGAGGAUGUCCAAGAAGGACAGGGCGCCACUCUUCGAGAGUGCCUUCACAGCUUCUGCAGAGAGUGUGUGAAGAUGACCAUUCUAAACUGUGUGGAUGCCGAAGUGCUGUGUCCUUAUGCAGACGGGGAAUACUCCUGUAAUUGCAUGCUUCAGGACCGAGAGAUUAAAACACUCCUGUCACCUGAGGAAUACCAGAAGUUUUUAGAGUUGAGGUUGAAUAUUGCAGAGUCACGCAGUGAGAACAGUUACCACUGUAAAACCCUGGACUGCCCCGGCUGGUGCAUAUUCGAAGACGACGUCAAUGAGUUUGCCUGCAACAUCUGCAAAGAGACCAACUGCCUCCUCUGCAAGGCAAUUCACAAAGACAUGAACUGUAAACAGUACCAAGAUGACCUUCGCCUCAGAGCAGAGAAUGAUGCUGCAGCCAAACAAACCACAGAGAUACUAGAGACGAUGUUGCAGAAUGGUGAAGCCAUGUACUGUCCCAAAUGCAAAGUGAUCAUCCAGAAGAAAGACGGCUGCGACUGGAUCUGCUGCCUCAUGUGCAAGACGGAAAUCUGUUGGGUGACCAAACAGGCCAGAUGGGGUCCUCAGGGUCACGGAGACACGUCAGGUGGAUGUAAAUGUCGCAUCAAUGUUGCCCCUUGUCACCCAAAUUGUCAAAACUGUCACUGAUCUCUAAUCUCCACUGUGGGGACACAUCAUAUUUCCACGGACACUGUAGACUAAAAGGAAAUAACUUACCAGAUUCUUUAACUAACAGACUGAAGCUGUUCAUCCGCAAGCACGUAUCAAUAAUCGUGGUGGAAUUAUGAAUCAUAAUUUGAGUAUGUGAUUCUAAUUUUUAUAACCUUUAAAUGAACCGUUUACAAAAAACAUCGUCAUCUUCAUAAUAGGGGUUUGUUAUUUGGGUAUAUUGAUGAUCAGUUUGUUGUUUUUGUAUGAUGACCAAAGCAAAUCUUGCACAUUACGGUAUUUAGCAUUGUUGAGUUGAACUUGCACAUGAUUAAGUAGUUCUAUAUUAAAUUGCACAACAUGACCACUAGCCUUACUGUGGGGUGGAAAGAAUUGCCAUUCCAUCAUCAGGAUUUGAGCUCAGGAUCUCCUGAUAAUGUUGUGUCAAUCAGGAGCUUUGCAUAUAUUUGCAUUAUUCUAUAAAUAAGCAUUAAAUAUUGAGACGUGUGUAAGGAGUUAACCCACAAAUAUGCCUUAAAAAAGUAGCCAUUGAAUGUAAGCGUGUCUUUGUAAAUGUACGUCAUUACGUGCGUCAAACUAAACUUUCAUAACAUUUGUAAUAAUAAUAAAAAAAUACUAAUUUGUGACAAA
Molecule: messenger RNA, 2290 nt
Organism: Tachysurus fulvidraco (yellow catfish)
Lineage: Eukaryota; Metazoa; Chordata; Actinopteri; Siluriformes; Bagridae
Gene: rbck1
Product: RanBP-type and C3HC4-type zinc finger containing 1
Exons: 12
Coding region: 152-1639 (495 amino acids)
Biological process (GO): positive regulation of canonical NF-kappaB signal transduction; protein linear polyubiquitination; proteasome-mediated ubiquitin-dependent protein catabolic process
Cellular component (GO): LUBAC complex
Molecular function (GO): ubiquitin-protein transferase activity; ubiquitin binding
Source: RefSeq, a predicted model, not a curated record